AUGUAUGCUUUUGUGAGGUUCUUUGAGGACGAUAUGUGCUAUGCGUUACCCGUCUCAAAUGUGAAAGAUUUUAGACCUCUGCACAAAACAGAUUUUGAUGAUCAGAAGGUGUAUCUGGUUCUGAGAACUGAGGAGAAUGGUACAGGCCAGCCAGCCAAAGCACAGAUUCUUGCUCUCGCAGAAAACAUAGAAGAAUUUGAACACAGUAUUAUGCAAAAGAAGAUGAAAAUUCCCAAGAUGUCUACUAGGAAUACCGGCAAUGCAGUGGAGAACCACUUUGGUGAAGAACGAUUACCUCUCAGACAUAAAAAGGUGCAGGCGCUGGAUCACGGCCGCGCCGGCCCCAACUCCUCAAAGAGCCUGGCAGCCGUGGUGGCGCGGCUGGAGAGAAACGCCGUCAACUCUUGCGUGGAGGGGGAGGAGGACCUGAAAGAGGACAGGCUGGCCGAGGAAGAGGAGGAGGAGGAGGAGGAGGGCGAGGAGGAGGAGGCCGUGGUGCCCCGCGUGCUGUACGAGGAGCUGGUCCACAGCUACCGGCAGCAGGAGGAGGAGAUGAGGAGGCUGCAGCAGGAGUUGGAACGCACACGCAGGCAGCUCCUCCAACAGGCCAAGAAACUGAAGGAGUACGGGAGCCUGCUGACCGAAGUCAAAGAGCUGCGAGAUUUCAACAGGAGACUGCAGGAUGUCCUGCUCAUCAGACUCGGCAGCGAGCCCAUGCAUGACAAUGGCACUCAGACAAUCAAAUCGGAGGUGGUUGAGCCAAUCAUUGAGCAGCAAGAGGUGUGCAGGGAGGAGGCUAAUACAAGCUCCACCCACUCCCCCUCACCAAGAACAGUCUAUACCUUCAAUGACGGAAAGGUGCACCUGGGUGGGGGCAUUUGGGUGGAAGAGGAGAAGUGGCAUCAGCUUCAACGCACCCAGGGCGACUCCAAGUUCACCAAAAACCUGGCGGUUAUGAUCUGGGGCACGGAAACGCUCAAGAACAGGAGCGUGACCGGCGUGGCCACCAAAAAGAAAAAAGACGCCCUUCCCAAGCCCCCGCUGUCUCCCAGCAAGCUCAAAAUCGUCCGAGAGUGUCUGUACGACAGAGUCUCCCAAGAAACGGCAGACAGCGCAGAGAUCACUCAGAGGUUAUCCAAAGUGAACAAAUACAUCUGUGAGAAAAUCAUGGAUAUCAACAAGUCCAUCAAGAACGAGGAAAGGAGGGAAUCCAAGCUGCUCAUCAGACAAACUGUCAAGAUGGAGAACUUCAACUACGACGGCGUGUAAAAAGCCCGUCGGCUCUGGCACCGUAACUCAUUCUGCUUUUUUCAGAGACUGCUGUGAAAAGAAAAGAAAAGAAAAGAAGAAGAAGGAGAAGAAGAAGAGGGUGGACACGUUUAUCAUCUGCGCUGCCAUUCGAGAUUCUCACUGAAGCCUGAGAGAGAGGCCUUUUUCGUUUGUUUGUUUGUUUGUUCUUUUUUUUGCCCCCUCUUUCCCUUCCUUUUCUCACCCCUGCAGUACACUCAGGCCUGCCUGACAGCUUUACCUGUGCGAACGCAGCCCAAGAUGUUGAACGUAUUUUAGCGUGAGUCGUAUGAACGUAUGGGGUUUUUUUUCGGGAACUCGAGAGAUGUUGGUAAAUCAGGCAUGCAUGUGUUUUAGACAGGAGAGAUCCUAUAAAUCGUAUAGUAAGAGAAUGUGUAUGGCACAUCAGUUGAUGUUCUGUGUCAGAACAUGUCGUAAUGUACUUUUAAAAAAGAAC
This is a messenger RNA of Chanos chanos (milkfish), 1744 nucleotides long. RefSeq names its product BEN domain containing 5 (gene bend5). Gene Ontology annotation, molecular function: DNA binding. The transcript is spliced from 6 exons. Gene Ontology annotation, biological process: negative regulation of DNA-templated transcription. The coding region runs from base 1 to 1269 and encodes 422 amino acids. The record is from RefSeq and is a predicted model, not a curated record. NCBI's taxonomy places the organism in Eukaryota, Metazoa, Chordata, Actinopteri, Gonorynchiformes, Chanidae.